AUGGAAACAACAAAUCUAGCAAAUCGUGAAGUCACAACAAUAUUAAAUGACGCAUCUCAAAUAUCGUCGUCAUCGUCAUCUGUAGCUGAUUCUGAUGAAGAUCUAAUUUCAAAGCUUACACAAUUUGAAUCUAAUUUAAUAGAAUCAAAUGUUGUUUAUUAUAUGAUUAAAAGAAGAGUAGAACUAGAUAGUAAAUUGAUUGGCAAAAAAUAUCUUUAUAAUUUAGAUUUUCCAUUUGAGAAAUUGCCCAACAGAGUUAAUGACAAUGUAAAUAGUAGUAUAGAAUCUAAUAAUAAUGAUAGUAAAUUAUUAAUGGGUGAUCUUGAUAAUAGACUUUUAGAAAUAAAUGAUUUUUUGGAAAAUAAUUGGAGCAAAUUUGUAAAUUUGAAAAUUUUUUCUAACUCUUCUUUUAACGACCGUGAUGGUGAUAGAAAAAGAAAAUAUUGUGAAAAGGUUUUUUCUGAAUAUUUUAUGUCAGUAACUGAGUUGGCGGUAUUUUUAAAAUCUGUACAUGAUUCGGCUGAUAAGAAAGGGAAAUUGGAUUAUUUCUAUGCUACAGGGAAUUACUUGUUAUAUAUGUUUGCUAAAAUAUUAAGGCGCCUUAAUAGUAAUAGCGAUGGUGAUAAAUUAAAGGGUAUUUUCUUGAGUAAAUUUAAGUUGAGGUUUGAAAAAAGAUUAGAAAAUACUUUGAAUGCUUCGGUUGAUAAACAAUGUGUAACGAUUAUUAAUGAUGAUGAGUUUACUCUAAAUAACUUUAUAGAGUAUCUUAAUUUAAUCUCAACAAAUUCGUCACCAUCUUCAUAUAAUAACCAAAAACAACAGGAUUUCUUUAAUAAAUUUCAUCGAAUUAUUGACAAUGAUUUUAGUCAAACAUUAAUUAAUGAUAAACUACCGAUUUAUAUAAAUGAUGAAUUUAUGGAAUUAAGUGUAUAUGAUUACGAAGGUUGUGAAAAUAAACCAUUGGACGACGAAG
Molecule: messenger RNA, 973 nt
Organism: Entrophospora candida
Lineage: Eukaryota; Fungi; Glomeromycota; Glomeromycetes; Entrophosporales; Entrophosporaceae
Source: the annotation of a GenBank genome assembly